Messenger RNA from Trichomonas vaginalis G3, 2511 nucleotides. RefSeq names its product protein ubiquitination. The record is from RefSeq and is a predicted model, not a curated record. The coding region runs from base 1 to 2511 and encodes 836 amino acids. NCBI's taxonomy places the organism in Eukaryota, Parabasalia, Trichomonadida, Trichomonadidae. The transcript has a single exon. Gene Ontology annotation, biological process: protein phosphorylation. Gene Ontology annotation, molecular function: protein kinase activity; protein binding; ATP binding.
AUGCUCGAUGGUUAUUCAAAUGUAAAACCUAUAUGCGAGCAUGCUAAUACUAAGGUUUUUAUUGCAACAAAUAAUCUUGAUCAGCAAUUAGAGAUUAUAACUCAGAUAUCUAACCUUAAUUUAAGUGAAAUAGAUAUCAAAUCAUUCAAAGCAAACUUCAACAUUUUAAGUAAACUCAGUCAUCCAGCUAUAUCUAUACCAUAUAAAUUUAAAAUAUUACAAAACUCAUUAUCCACGAUAUUCUUGUUUGCCAAAACGAAUACGACUAAAACAAUGGACGAUUAUUUAGUUAACGUAACGCAAAAUGAAUACAAUCCAGAAAUGUCUAUAUUAUUUUCAGCAGGAGUUAUAUCUGCAAUUACGUAUCUUCAUUCCAACAACAUAGUAUGCAAUGACAUUACAUUUGACUCGAUUUUAAUCGAUGAAAAUUUAUUUCCGAUUUUUUCAUCAAUUGGAACAUAUUUUUUGCUUCCUUCACUGGGUCCACCAUCAGAUUUACACGAUUCAGUUUUCGUUGCGCCAGAGUUACAAACGAUUUACGCUCCCAAUUUUAUGACCGAUAUGUUUUCUUUAUCAAUGGUCAUUUGCAGAUUUUUUUCACAAGGCUAUAAAUUCAAACCAAGUCACAAAUCAGGAUCAAUUGGAUUUAAGCUUCUAAACGGAUUUCGACCAAUUUUUGAUGUAAGAGCUCCUUUAUUUAUUCAAUCCAUUAUGGAAUCAUGCUGGACGCAAGAGCCGCAAAGGAGACCAUCUGCAAAUCAAGUGCAGCGAUUAUUUCUUUCAGGCUGUCAAUUUUAUUCUUCAAUUCAAAAUUCCGAAAUUAUUACUAAUUAUUUUGAUGUUUUAAAGGAAUUCUUAAAUGUUUCAAGGAUAGAUACAAUAAUACCUGUUAUUGAUUGUCAACUCCUCGAUAAUUAUGGAAAAAAUAGAGCAAUUCAUUUUAUUAAGCUACAAGAUUAUAUCCUUUCAGUUACUAAGAAGAAUUAUGAUGAUACAUUAAAAAGCAUAUCAGAAUUCCUCAAAUUACAUCAUAAUAGAAAACAUAUAAUUAGUAUAAUUUGGAUUGCUGCAAAUGUCAGAUAUAAGAAGCUGAAUCUAUUAGCCAAACUUUUAAAAGACAUUAUGGAGCUAAACUCCAAGUUCGACAAGCUUCCUGAAGAAAUUUUUGAAAAAUCUUUUCUAGAAAUUGCAAAAUACAAUCCAUUACCAGCAAUGAAGAGUAGAAUAGCUUUUAUUAGAGAACUGUACUGGAUUGAUUUAAUCCAGAAACAAAGAAUUAUUGAAGAAAUCAAAAAUUUAUUUAAUAACGAAGAUUCACAGGUGAAUUCAUUAUUACCCUUUUGCUGGUUCGCUGAUAUUGUUCAUUCAGAUGAUAUUGCAUUAUAUAAUCAAGUUAUUAGCUUUAUCGAAUCUCAUUUACACGAUGAUUUCUUUCCAAAAGUGUAUUUGAACUUUUAUAAGAACAUAGAGUUCUACAGUAAGGAUAAUUGGUCAUUCUACAACGAUAUCCUUAAGCUAGGAAAUACAGAUGAUGAAUUAUUAAAUGCAAUUAAAAAAGAUGACACUGUUAGCUUUGGAAAGUUUGCAAAAUCAUUUCAGAAACCAUUGAAAGUACAAAUUCCUAUAAAUGUAUUUGAAAGAUGUCCUCUUAUCAAAGAUGAUAUUUUUAUUCAACUUUAUUCAAUGGUUUACGGAUCGAUGAAGAUUUAUCAUCAGUUCUCUAUUAAUAAAUGCCAGGUUGGAGCAGAUAAAGAAUAUCGAAAAUCAGCUCAAUAUGCUGCUGCCAUUGGUUGUGAGCCGAUUUACUCAUCAGUGAUCUUAACUAAAGUUAAGAUGGACGAAUCUGUCCAUACUGCUGCCGAAUUCCAUCAGAAUGACUUAUUUGAAUUUAUUAUUUACGGAAAUAACGAGUUUAUGAGGAUAAACAAAGAUGGGAGAUUAACUCUUACAGUUGCAGCAGGAGCAAAUAAUAUAUAUGUCCUACUUAAAUGCAUUAAUUUAGGUCAAUCAGUAAAUUCAACUGAAGUUUUCGGGAGAACAGCUUUACAUGCUGCUGCAUUCAAUGGUGCUGUUGAAUCUCUAUCAAUCCUUCUCUCUAUGUCAGAAAUCGAUGUUAACAGAAAGGAUAAUUUCGGAGAAACUCCUUUUUAUUUAGCUUGUGAGAGAGGAAAUUUCUUCUCUGUUAAGCAAUUUUUGAGUGAUAAGAGAGUUGAUGUAAAUGCUGCAAAUGAAGAUGGGAAAACACCGUUAAUGGCAGCUGCAGAGUCAGGAAACUUAGAAUUGAUCAAAUUACUUUUGAAAACUAAAGCGAUAGAUCAAAAUCUUCAAAUGGAAAAUGGACAAACUGCAUUCCAUUGUGCCGCUUCCUAUGAUUUGAAGGCUUUUGAAUUUAUGGUAAGAAAUGGAAAUUAUGAUAACUCAAUUGUUGAUAGAAAGGGAAGGACUGCCAUAGAUAUUGCUAUCAAGAAUGGAUUUGAUAGCUCGGUUAUUGAAUCCUAUUGUCGUAUAUAA